Molecule: messenger RNA, 1188 nt
Organism: Alternaria arbusti
Lineage: Eukaryota; Fungi; Ascomycota; Dothideomycetes; Pleosporales; Pleosporaceae
Exons: 2
Coding region: 1-1188 (395 amino acids)
Source: RefSeq, a predicted model, not a curated record
AUGUCGCGUCGUACAACUGGCUCAACGACGAAGUACCUACCAUCGUCGUUCCAGCGUUUGAAGGAAGACGACGGACAGUACUUUCGCGACCCCAAUGCUGCAAAGUAUCCCGACUUCCCAAUGGCACCCGUCGUACAUGCUAUUACGAAGAUCGACCCCGAAUUCGACGCUACGAACACCGAUGUCUUCGCAUGCGGAAGCACCCUUGGCAACCUCCUGCGCUUCGCUCGUGGUAUCGACAAAGCGUUCCGGUUCAACAUCGAGGUCAUCGGCGAGACAGUCUUCUUUAUACGAAAAGAGAAUGACCCCAAGGAAGUUAUCAAGGAUAUCAGAGGCUUUGGUCAUACAUUUCCGGAAGCAUACACUACAUGGGACCAGAGUGUCAAAGGCUCCGAGACACACCAGCGCAUCAUACGAUACAAGUUCAGCGGCUUGGACUGCCUUGUACGCUUCGAGAGCGAUGGUUACAUCGACGAGUCCCCUGCAGUUCGGCAUUUCGCACCUGAACAGACUUCUGGGGACCAAGAUGAGCUUCUGCAAGCAUUCCAGCAAGCAGCCAUCGGCCGUCCGCCGAGCAACGCGAUGGGUAAGCUGGAAGAGCUCAAGAUCGAACACGGCGGAUCUGCAAUACCGCAUCACUCCAUAUUUGACCUGAAGACACGCUCAGGCAAAUACAAGAAACCUAUCAACAUGACCGACAUCUACCCGGCGCUCUGGAUGAAACAGAUAUCCAACUUCAUCGUGGCCUACCACGACGGCCAUGGCCUUUUCGAAGAUAUACAGGUACAAGAUGUCAAGAGCGAUGUGCGAGCCUGGGUGCGAGAGAAUAGAGACGGCAUCCGCCGCUUCGCAACACUACUCAAUGAGAUCGUUGGCAUCGCCAAGAGCAGCACAAACAAGUUGCUCGAAGUGUAUUGCCCCGGAGCGGAUCGCCUAGAGAUCCGAAAACAGUAUGGCGACGGCGUACACGCGUUGCCUGCAGACUUGGUCGACAGAUGGGAGAAGACGGAGACUAAUAUCUCCUCUACUCAGGAUGAUGCUUCGGAUGAGGACGAAUACAAUGAUGGCGGUGUCGAUGUUGAUGCAAGGUAUGGGUUUGGCAGUGGCGACGACGACUCAGGUUCUGAGCCAGACUACACUGCGUGUUCUGCUGAAGACUGUGGGUACUGCGGAAAGUGCACGUACUAG